Molecule: messenger RNA, 798 nt
Organism: Penicillium odoratum
Lineage: Eukaryota; Fungi; Ascomycota; Eurotiomycetes; Eurotiales; Aspergillaceae
Product: eukaryotic translation initiation factor 3 subunit J
Exons: 3
Coding region: 1-798 (265 amino acids)
Cellular component (GO): eukaryotic translation initiation factor 3 complex; cytoplasm
Molecular function (GO): translation initiation factor activity
Source: RefSeq, a predicted model, not a curated record
AUGCCGCCUUCAAAGUGGGAUGAGGAGGAGGAGGAGGAUGUCAUUGUGCCUCCCCCCGUCGCACCCCGUCGCAGAUUCGACGACGAGGAAGAAGAGGAUGUACUCGACUCUUGGGAUGCGGCCGAGGACUCCGAGGUAGAGCGCGAGAAGGCGAAGAAGGCUGAGGAAGCUGCGGCUGCCGCCAAGGCCAAGGCCCUCGCUAACAAGAAGACCAAGGCCCAGCGAGUGGAAGAGCACCGCGAGCAACGGAGAAAGAAUGCCGAGGAUGACAGCGACUACGACGAUGAGACCGAGGCCGAGAAGCGCGAACGCCUGCGCCGCCAAGAGAUCGACGCGGAUCUUGCCCACGCCAGUGACCUCUUUGGAGAUGUCGACGUCAAGCCUAAUCGCGGUGCCCCCAAGGCUAUUGUCGUUAGCGAUACCGCUGAUCCCACCAAGUCUAUCGACUUGUCCGCCAUGCCUCUGUUCAAGCCUACCACCAAGGACCAAUUCGCUCGUCUGUCCGACACCCUCAUCCCUCUUCUCACACCGCACUCCAAGAAGGCCCACUACUCCCUUUGGGCGCAGGACUUUGCCCGCAAACUGGUGAAGGAGCUGCCUAGUGUGGAGAUCAAGAAGAUUGCUAGUGCCCUGACCACUGCCAGCAAUGAGAAGAUGCGCGAGGAGCGUGCUUCGGACAAGGGUAACAAGAAGACCAAGGCUGCUAAGACUAAGGUCUCUCUUGUUGCGCAGCGCGAUAGCCAGGUUGACAACAACUCCUACGAGGAUGAUGGCCUCGGUGACGAUGAUUUCAUGUAA